Messenger RNA from Sphaerulina musiva SO2202, 3996 nucleotides. RefSeq lists its product as uncharacterized. Gene Ontology annotation, molecular function: protein binding. The transcript is spliced from 2 exons. The coding region runs from base 309 to 3908 and encodes 1199 amino acids. NCBI's taxonomy places the organism in Eukaryota, Fungi, Ascomycota, Dothideomycetes, Mycosphaerellales, Mycosphaerellaceae. The record is from RefSeq and is a predicted model, not a curated record.
GUCCUGUUCGGUGUCUGCCUAGCGACGCCACCGCGAGCAUUUGCCCUGGAGCGAGCCAGCUGCCCACUGACGCUACAUGCACUUCUCUCAUCGAGCACAGCCUCCUCCCUCUCCUCUCGGCUAGGGCCGCAUGGAAAAGCACCCAAGCAACAAAUACAGCCCGCGUAUCUUACUUGUUUCAGCAAGGCCGCGUCAACGACCGCCCACCACGAGCACCACACCGCACCGCACCGCACCGCCUACUGCCCCUACCUGCAUCCACCCUCCGCCGCGUACGGGCUCCUCAACAGCGCGAGGUGGAGCACGUAAUGGCGUCCUUGUUCAAGGUCAAGGCGCUGUAUGACUUCGAGGCCAAGGAGGACGACGACUUGGGCUUCCCAGGCGGACAGGUGAUCGAUGUGACUGAGGAGAUUGACGACAAUUGGCUGGAGGGAAAGUACACCGACGCCUCCGGGGCGAGUCAGUCUGGCAUCUUUCCUCGCGAGUUCGUGGAGAAAUAUGAGCCUCCCGUGCCCAGUCGUCCUACGAGACCGACGAGGCCGAAGCAGGAGCCAGUGCCGGUACCAGUGCCAGUGUCAGAGCCAGAACCAGAGCCAGAACCAGAGCCUCCAGCUUCUGCGCGUGCGCCUGAACUACAGAAAGACGAUGCGGAUGAUGCUCCUGCUGUACCUGCGGCAUCUAAGCCGCAGCCACCGCCUGUCGUAGAGCCUGUAGUUGUGGGCAAACAGGAGGAAGUGCGGUCGCCGCCGAGCAGCGUCAGGUCGCCCGUCAUUCCAAGCGAGCCACCUGCUGCCCCGAAAGCUACGCCAGCGGAGCCAGCAACUGGUGGCUCGAAAAAACCGCCUCCGCCGAUCGCGGCCAAGUCCAAUGCUUUUCGCGACAGAAUUGCUGCGUUUAACCAGCCAGCUGCUGCUCCCGUGGCGCCCAUGGUUCCUGGAGGCCCUCGCUCUGGAGCCAACACCUUCAUAAAGAAGCCUUUCGUAGCACCUCCGCCCAUGGCGAACUCAUAUGUGCCGCCCGCAAUCAAACAUGAGCCUGUAUACAAACCAUAUAUCCGUGAAGAGGACCCAGAAAUCAAGCGUAGGCAGGAAGAGGAUCGAGCAGCGGCUGAGGCUGCAGGCUUCUCCGCGGUUGCAGAACCUUCUGGAGAGCCUCAAAAGGAGGACGAAGACGCACCAAAGCCGCAAACCUUGAAAGAGCGCAUCGCGCUUCUACAACAGCAACAGCUUGAGCAGGCGCAGAGAAGAGCAGAUGGUGGCACCAGGAAAGAGAAGAAGCCGGCGGCGAAGCAGGCAUCUGAAGCUCCUCCUGAGCAAGGGCAUUUGCAAGAUCUGGAUGCUGAAGAUGACACUGCAGAUCAAGAACACAGUUCAGUACCGACAAGACAAUCAUCAGAGGCCCCCGGAGAGCAACCCCGAGUCGCGGCUACACAGCGGAAGCCUUCUGUGCCACUCUCGCCAGUUCCUACAGUGCCAGAGUCAGAACUGGUCAGCGAUGGAAACGAAGCCGAUCAAUCUGCUGCAGGCGAGACUACUGAAGAUGACGCAGGUACGAUUGGUCCGGAAGAUAGCGAUGAAACCAGCGCGCCACCUCCUCCACAGCGUGCUGCAACGGCGCCCAGACGCGAGCCAGAGCCAGCUCAAGAAGAUGACAACAAGGAAGACGCCGAGGACGAUGAAGACUCCAUGGACGAAGAAACUCGAAAGCGUAUGGAGAUUAGGGCACGCAUGGCAAAGAUGAGCGGCGGUAUGGGCAUGCCUGGGAUGUUUGGAGGAAUGCCACUACCUGGGGCUACUCCUGUCAAAAAACCAAAGGAGAAGAAGCCAAGCGAAGAUGCUGCGCCUACCUCACCCCCUCCACAGCAAAGGAUCCCAAUGAUUCCUGUUCCUGGCCUGCAAAGAGUGCAAAGUCCGGAAUCGGAGAUCACCCACCAGGCUGAACGCGGUGCAACGGCUGGUAAUGAGGGAGACGAUGACCCAUUGCCUCCACCACGUAGAUCUACAGCCGAAGAUCGUGGCCCUCCACCGCCAAUACCCAAAGAGUCUCGUCCUCAACCAGAGCGUGGUGCGCCACCUCCCGUUCCUAGCAGUGCUCAAACAAGCCGCACAUCCACGAUAGAUACUCGCCCAGUGCCACAACCGCCGCCACACGCAACUCCCUUGUCGCCUGGCCCAGGCUCAGAGUCAGACGACGAAGCUUCAGUGCGCAAUCUAGGAUCGACGGCUGAAACACCUCUCGCCGAGACAGCAGUUCCUCUGCCCAUACGCAAUCCAUCUGUGCGGGGCACGCCGUCGAUACCUGGAUCUGAGAAUGCGAGAUCGCCCGAGGGCAAUCGUGCUUCUUACUUUGGCCUCGACUCACAGUCAACGACAUCCGACAAGCGCGCCAGCCGAGCGCCACCUCCGGUUCCUGGCAGCCCAUUGAUAGCGGCCCGGCCUCCACCUCCGCCUCCGCCAGCCGCACCUUCUCGAGCCACCACUGACUUACAGGCCGGCGAGAAUGAGCGAGAGAGCGAAUAUGAAGGUGACUAUGAUACGGAUAUCGCAUCAAGUGCCAAGCACAAGGAUGCCCUGAAGGCCGGAACACAUGUCAGAGAGGCCAGUCUGACCGACAAUAACUCAAUGGGCGAUCCCACAUUGCGAUCUCCACCGCCUCCGCCGCAUGGCACUGCUCCGAGGUCCGUACCUCCACCCCCAUCUGCUCCUACCUCAGCUGGCCCCAAGACUCCAGCAUCGAUGGACGCACCCAGAGCGCCUCCUCCCAUCCCUCCCACAGCUACUCGUGUACCAGUUCCAGGUGACGAUGACUAUGAUCCGUACCGAUACGACAGCUCUCGUGGGCCACCUCCACCUGUUCCUGGCGCGGUUUCCAUUGCUGCGCCGCCUCUGCCACCUCCGAGACAGCCGGAGCCUGAAAGCUCUGCCGAUGAUGACGAUGAUCUCUAUUCCAAGACACCUCCUCGGAAGUCUUUUGAAGCGCCACCUCGUGCUGUACCCGCCCCUCCGCCAGCUCAACCGCCGCCACCAGCACGCGUCGCGCCGAGAGAGUCACUCGAUGUGCAAAGAUCGAACACAAUAUCCCGUCGAUCGAUGGACCAGUCAAGGCCCUCAAUGGACAACGCCUACAUCGCUCGUGACUUAGAUCUAGCUGAGUCUACAACUUGGUGGACUGCCUCACAGCCACUGCCACCUUCGUUGCAGAACAGGCAAGGCGUUGAUAUCUUGUCCGAAUCUGAACAGUCCACGGCAUCGAAGCGAGGCGGCCGAAAAGAGGUCUCGAAAGAGAUCUAUAUCCUCUACAUUGACUACAGUCAGACGAUCAUCUCGGUGCGUUUUGACGCCAACAAUCCCGCCGAUGCUCAGAUCGAGCAGCAGCACCGCCCACCACCUCCCAAACCACGCCAAGACCAGCUCGAGACGUACUGGCAGCGUUUCGGACGCAAUAUUGCCGAGACAGUGAACGCUCUGGGACACGCAAAGAAAGACACAUCAGUGGGCAAUGCGUCGCCUGCGGCUCUGCCAGCCGAACUGAUCAAAGGUAAUCAGCAAGCUCUUCAACCGGUGGGAAAUCGGGCGUACGGUGCUUUGGUAUAUGCAAAUCUCGCCAACGCGUCCACUCAGCAGCACGAUGAGAUUCGCCCCGGCGACAUCCUGACAUUGAGAAAUACCCGGUUUGAGGGCACACAUGGCACGAUGAAGCAUAAGUACAAGCAGGAGUAUGGCAGUAUGCAUGUUGCGAUUGUUGAAGAGUGGGACGGUACGAGGAGAGCUAUCCGAGCUUGGGAACAAGGUCGUGAGAAGCAAAAGGUGCGGAGCGAGAAAUUCCGACUUGGCGACUUGAGAAGUGGCGAGGUCAAGGUUUGGAGAGUGGUUGGUAGAGAUUGGGUUGAGUGGGAAACUAGUCAAUAGGCGUGGUGAAAUUCCACGGAUAUUUUAAUGUAGAUGUCAGCGUCGCAACGCAUUGUUUAGUACAUGAUGCUUAUAGAAUUGCAUGCAG